AUGGAAUACCUGCACAAGCUAGAUAGUGUAACUGAAAUAAAAUCCCUGGAUGAGCCGAUAUCGGUCUUCGUCUAUUUCUUACUCACCUUCCCAUUUUUCGCGAGAUCAGUAGAUCUCGGACCCGCUUGCAAAGAUAUGUGGAAAAACGCCGGAAAUAACUUGAUCGUUCCUACAGAAUUAAAUGUUGAUGCGGUGGCCAACACAAAGCAGUUGUUUAAGGUGCUUCCAGAAAAAGGAGCUGUAAAAGUCAGAUCUGCUGCAUUUCAGCGAUUCCGAGACUUGAAGGUUGAUUACCAAGCUCCAUAUCCUGCUCCCACUCAGCAACAUAUAGAUGCCUUCAUAACUGCACUAACCCAACCAGGCGGACCUAUGCAGGCGGCAUUCGAUUAUUUAAAGAAGAACGGAUUAUUGCCCCAAAGCGUGACAACCUUACAACAGUUUAAAGGUGUUUUGAACGAUUUAUGGUUCCGAAACAGCAAUGGAUUCAAACAUGUAUUUGUUGGCGAUUUAAAAGCCAACUCCAACACUUUCAGUGGAUUUCACAACUGGUACCAGUUCUUGCUUGAACAAGAGAGAAAACAGACGACAGAUAUCGCUUUCAGACAACCCGCACAUCUGCCGCCCUUCGUGGGGAAUAGACUGGUUAGUUAUUUCAUUCAGAGUGGAAAUAUCUACUGA
This is a messenger RNA of Pocillopora verrucosa, 678 nucleotides long. NCBI's taxonomy places the organism in Eukaryota, Metazoa, Cnidaria, Anthozoa, Scleractinia, Pocilloporidae. The record is from RefSeq and is a predicted model, not a curated record.